GGGAGCCGUAAGUGAGUGCAGCGGGAGCCGUGAAUAGGUCUUUGGAGCUCUUGGGAGCAGGCUAUAGCUCUGGGGUAGAAGUGAGGCUGAUCAGAAGCCAAAAGCGCUGGACUCACGGCCGCAUCAUGUCCAGCUCCCUGCUGGCUGGAGGUCAUGUGGUCAGCUUGACUCCCCACGAAGAAUCCAGGAUGGCCCUGCACCCAAGCUCCAACCCCAGCCUCCCAGCACUGUGUCCUUACUACACCACAGAGAGCUGGGGAACCCAGCCUCUGAUGGCCCCCACACUCUGCAAAGGCACCUCCAGCAGGUUCCAGCCUGCUCAGCAAACAGAAGCCAAAGCUCACUGCCCCCUGCAGCACCCUGGGGAGCAGGCCUCAGGGACCUCACAGGACCUCGACUCCUGCAUUGACUUCUCACUGGAGACCCUCAACCAGAUGAUCCUGGAACUAGACCCCACCUUCCAGUUGCUUCCCUCUGGGACUGCUGGUCCCCAGGCUGAGCAGGCCAGCAGCAUCACUUCAAGGAGCAAGAAGGAGGAACCUGAAGCCUUAGAUAUAAAGUACAUCGAAGUGACCUCCACCAGAUCAAGAUGCUUCGACGGUCCCCAACGCUGCUCCAGCCCGUGUGUGACUCCACCCUUUGGCUCCCCACGCAACGGCAGCCUCCUUUUCUCCAGAGACAUUCCCCGAGAGACUCGAAGCAGCAGCGAGAGCCUCAUCUUCUCUGGGAACCAGGGCAGGGGUCCCUCUCCCCAUACCCCAUCUUCCCUUAGCAGUUCCAGCUCUGGCCUGGAGAGCAGGGCCUCAGUCUCCCCACUGGCCACUCCUCCAGGUUGGGAGAAAGGACCAAGGGCCCCACAGCGGGGCAGCAGGGUCUCUGUGCUGUCAGCCAGCCCCACGUCAGAUGUCAGCUAUGUAUUUGGAAGCAGCCAGUCCCUCCCACACUCAAGCCUCUCCAGUUAUCAGUCGUCUUCGCGAUCCUUGGCGAGUCCAGCCAGCUCCUCUUCCAGCCUCCACAGCCUGGACCGAGGGUCCCCGUGUGUGAGACCUGGUGAUGCCCAGGCUCCCAGCAACCCAAUACCGAACAUGGGCCAGCCCCAAGCGGCCUACUGUCCUCCAGUAGCCAAGGAGCAGGCCAGCAGUUGCCCCGCUUCUGUCACCAACUCCAUGGUGGACGUACCCAUUGUACUAAUCAAUGGGUGCCCAGAACCACAGUCUCCCCCAGCCUGGCAGACACCAGGACACCAGGGCUCUGUCCAGCCUCGGGCUGCAUCUCCCAGCCACCCCUGUCAGGCUACCAAGAGCCACAGCCAGACUCUGCCAGAUGGUCCUGUCACUGCAUCUCCAGACGGUGCUGCCAAGGGCAUGCAGCCCACCAUGAAGUUCGUGAUGGACACAUCCAAAUACUGGUUUAAGCCAAGCAUUACUCGAGAGCAAGCGAUUGAUCUGCUGAGGAAGGAGAAACCAGGUGCUUUCGUCAUCAGGGACAGUUCCUCCUACCGGGGUUCCUUCGGCCUUGCCCUGAAGGUACAGGAGACGCCAGCUUCUGCCCCAAACCGACCAGGUGAGGACAGUGCUGACCUUAUACGUCACUUCCUGGUGGAGUCUUCAGCCAAAGGGGUGCAUCUGAAAGGAGCAGAUGAGGAGCCCUAUUUUGGGAGCCUCUCUGCCUUCGUGUGUCAACACUCCAUCAUGGCCCUGGCCCUGCCCUGCAAGCUCACCAUCCCACAGAAAGAACUGGGAGGCACAGAACCAGCGCUGGAGUCCCCCACGCAUGGCCAGACCUCUUGCCUGAAGAUAUCAGCUGGCUGCCACACCCUGUACCUGAGCUCGGUGAGCGUGGAGACCCUGAGCGGAGCCCUGGCUGUGCAGAAGGCCAUCUCAGUCACCUUGGAGAGGGAUGUCCUCCCCACACCUACUGUGGUCCAUUUCAAAGUCACUGAACAGGGCAUCACUCUGACAGAUGUCCAGAGAAAGUUGUUUUUCCGACGCCACUACCCACUCGCCACCCUCCGCUUCUGUGGAAUGGACCCUGAGCAACGGAAGUGGCAAAAGUACUGCAAAGCUUCCAGGAUCUUUGGGUUUGUGGCCAAGAGCCAGACAGAGACACAAGAGAACGUGUGCCACCUCUUCGCAGAGUACGAAGCAGUCCAGCCAGCUCUCCAGGUCAUCAGCCUGGUGACUGCUCUGCUCCAGGAUGCAGACAGGGUGUAGGAGAAGGGAGCUGCCUAUGGACCUUCCCUGACAUCUCAAGAGACUUUCCCUGGCCAUGCCGCUGUGGCCACAUCGACAGACUUGACUGACGAACCUGAGGACAGAGCAAGUUGAAGCCUUUGAGCCUGCUGUGACGUUCAGCAGUAACCUUCACCCAGUUCUUGGGCCUCAGGCUCUUCAAUUAUAUAUAAAGAGACCCAUCCACAAGAAAACGGUCCCUUGAGCCCGGCGGUGGUGGCGCACGCCUUUAAUCCCAGCA
Arvicola amphibius (Eurasian water vole) is the source of this 2472-nucleotide messenger RNA. RefSeq names its product tensin 4 (gene Tns4). The transcript is spliced from 13 exons. Gene Ontology annotation, molecular function: protein binding. Bases 126 to 2213 code for a protein of 695 amino acids. NCBI's taxonomy places the organism in Eukaryota, Metazoa, Chordata, Mammalia, Rodentia, Cricetidae. The record is from RefSeq and is a predicted model, not a curated record.